Astrephomene gubernaculifera is the source of this 429-nucleotide messenger RNA. Lineage: Eukaryota; Viridiplantae; Chlorophyta; Chlorophyceae; Chlamydomonadales; Astrephomenaceae. The record is from the annotation of a GenBank genome assembly.
GCGACAGUCGUUCGGAUACCGACUUUCGGACUUCCGCCAGUUCGAUUACGCGGCGCUACUGACGCGGGGUCGCAGACCGGUGUCAGCUGCCGUACUGGACGUGUACGGCGGUGACCUGGCGGAGCUGUACCUGAUGGCGACGUGUACGGCACUACAGCGGCAAGGGUACGGCACGGUGCUUGUACGACAGCUGGAGCGAAUGUUGGGCGACGCAGGUGUACGGCAGCUGCUUGUCACGGUGGAUGACGACGACGAGGCCUCUCAGGGGCUGUGGGCUGCUCGCAUGGGUUUCGCGCCGCUGCCGGUCUGCGAGCUGCGGCGCCUGGGGGGCGUUUGGGCGGCGUUUGGGCGGCAAGCGGCUGCAGGCACCGUAUUCCUGACUCGGCAGCUGAGACAGCAGCAGUAAGGUCAUGCAGCUUAGCAGUUAGG